GUCAAUUUUUAUCUUAACACACACAAAGAUAUAAACAAUCUCUUUAAAAGUCUCAAGUUUUCUCAUUUUCAUCUCUAGUUUCGCAUUUCGAUCAAAACACACAAAUUUUAUCCUUUAGUUUGCAAGCUGCUUUCCAAACGCCCUUCCUUUUACAUUAUAAUACCAAUGGAGAAGCUACAAAAGAUGAUCUCCGAGAAAACGGUAGUGAUUUUUAGCAAGAACACUUGCUGCAUGUCGCACACAAUCAAAACUCUCUUCUUAGACCUUGGUGUGAACCCGACAAUCUAUGAGUUAGACGAGAUCAACAGAGCAAAAGAUAUAGAGCAAGCAUUGGCUCAGCUUGGCUGCAGCCCAACCGUGCCAGUGGUGUUCAUAGGAGGGCAACUCGUUGGUGGAGCCAAUCAAGUUAUGAGUCUCCAUCUCAAUCGUUCUCUCAUUCCAAUGCUUCAACGCGUUGGGGCUUUGUGGCUUUGAUUACAUAAAAAGAAAUACUUACGCAUAGAUUGUAGCUUUGUAAUAAUUAAGGAUGGCAAAAUAACAUAUACAUGUCGGUAUAAUUAAAGGAUAGAUUGUGAGGAUAUACCUACGUAUUUUGUAACGUGUGGGUAUACUUUAUACAUAAUAAAUAACCUAGUGUUGUGUUUCUAUUUUUCCAUGUUAUGUUUUUAAUAUAUAUGUCCAAUCCUGUUGAGAAAAAAAAAAUCGAGACUUUUAUUU
Molecule: messenger RNA, 717 nt
Organism: Camelina sativa (false flax)
Lineage: Eukaryota; Viridiplantae; Streptophyta; Magnoliopsida; Brassicales; Brassicaceae
Source: RefSeq, a predicted model, not a curated record